UUCUUGAGCGGCUCUUGGAGUGAAGGUGACGAACUCUGCAGCACGGCUGCGGUCGGAAGAGUGAUUUGUUGUUGUCGUUUGUCUCAUUCACGCCAUUCACAUGUAUCCAUUUCUUAUGCUGGAGAUAAUCGACAUGCAAGCAUGCUUCAGGCUGAAUGUUGUAUCGGCUCAUCUUUUAUGCUGGUGAUAUCUCUGUAAGAUCGCGAUCGGUCACUUGAGGAUAUUGGGCUAUUCCUGUUAUCUGGACGUGUUGAUUUCAUCUUCCUUUCUCUCCUUUUGUUGCGCGUCAGGUUGAUAAACUGAGAUUGCCUAAUGUGGCACGCGUUCACAUCGCUCAUUGAUCGAAGCACUCCUUCAUCUCCACCUGAACCACCCAACAUGUCCCUCAAAUCCAGACCAGCUGUAUUUGCUGCCAAGUCGUGGUAUUCAGCAGACGGGGACACUCUCGAUACCGAGCUCUCGAACUGGUUGGCUGGCGUUAAACCUACCGAUGAGGACGACUUUGCACCACCCGUUACAGGGUGCAAAGCGAUUAUCGCUCCCCACGCUGGGUACUUCUACUCUGGCCGUGCAGCUGCUUGGGCGUACAAGAGCAUAUCAACUGCUGGAAUCUCCCGAGUGUUCAUUCUAGGCCCAUCGCACGCUUUCCAUCUCGGUGGAUGUGCGCUAUCGAAAUGCGAGACCUAUGAGACGCCGCUGGGCAGUCUCAAAUUAGACAGAGAAGUCAUCCAAGAACUCUAUGACACCAAACAAUUCGAAUACCUCCAACCACGCAGGGACCAAGGCGAGCACAGUAUCGAGAUGCACCUGCCCUACGUAUACAAAAUCUUCGAGGGGUGCAUCGAUAAUAUCAAGAUCGUGCCGAUCAUGGUCGGGGCUAUCGAUCGGGAGCAGGAAGAAGAGUAUGGAAAGAUUUUGGCGCCGUAUCUUGAGAGGGAGGAUACGAUCUUUGUGAUUUCUUCUGAUUUUUGCCAUUGGGGCCACUCGAACUAUGGAUACACUUUUUAUUAUCCCGAGACGAUCCCUAGCGAUGUGCCGGGGGUUAAUUUACGCCGUAGCGGUCCUCGCCCCUCUCCCUCUCGGCCCAUCCACGCGUCUAUUUCAGAUCUCGACCACGAAGCGAUGAACAUCCUUGCUCAAUCUCCCGCGUCCAGCGCUCAUGCCAACUUUGUCGCGUACCUAGAGCGCACGCAUAAUACGAUUUGUGGACGACAUCCGAUCGGGGUGUUGAUGGGUGCGUUGGGUGCACUGGAGGAGAAAGGCAAGCAGGCGAAAAUGAAAUGGGUGCGCUAUGAGCAGAGCAGUCAGUGUGUGUCGUUUGAUGAUUGGAGCGUGAGUUAUGCAAGUGCCAAUCUUUGACUACAUGCACGGCUAGCUCUGUCCUAGCGCUGGGUUCAGACUGCGGAACCAUGGUCUACAUGGCGGCAAGAAAACACAGGCAGACACGACGCGCUAGUAUGAGUCGCUCUCAGCCCUGAGGAAGUUCUCCUAGACGGCCACACGCGUCUGCGAGACUAGAAUGGGGCAUGAGGUUGUAUGACUGAGUGGGGGGGUUUUAUACCUCAUCGGCAAAUUUCGGGUGGAGAUUGAUUAGAGCGGAAUUUUUUAUUGGAUGAUGUCGACGUGUGCAGGUCCAAGAUUCUGAAUAAUCUCACUGUCG
Suillus paluster is the source of this 1660-nucleotide messenger RNA. Its product is annotated as MEMO1 family. The record is from RefSeq and is a predicted model, not a curated record. Lineage: Eukaryota; Fungi; Basidiomycota; Agaricomycetes; Boletales; Suillaceae. Bases 313 to 1359 code for a protein of 348 amino acids. The transcript is spliced from 10 exons.